This is a messenger RNA of Lactuca sativa (garden lettuce), 766 nucleotides long. Its product is annotated as light-harvesting complex-like protein OHP2, chloroplastic. Gene Ontology annotation, cellular component: chloroplast thylakoid membrane. NCBI's taxonomy places the organism in Eukaryota, Viridiplantae, Streptophyta, Magnoliopsida, Asterales, Asteraceae. The record is from RefSeq and is a predicted model, not a curated record.
UUGGCCACGCCUGAUCCACAUACACUUCUCAUGAUUUUGAUCACACCCAAAUCAACUCACUAUUCCAUCCAUCUUUCUUAAUCCCACAAAAAUUUGCCAAAAAUUCUUGGAAAAAUGUCAGUUGCUUCAAUCCAAUGCAUCAGAAUCACAAAUUCUUCGUUAAAUCCAUCAUCACCCGCUUCUUCUUCGUCUCCUUCUUCAUCAAUUGCUCCCGGAUUCCCAUUUUCAGCAAGCAAACGAUCUCUAAUUACCAUAAGAUGUUCUCAAGCUGAUGGCCCUUUAAGAAGACCCUCAAUUGCUACCCCACCCGUAAGACCUACUCCUCCUACGCCGACUCAGCCGAACCCACCGCCGUCUGUAUCUUCACCGCCGGAGACUACGGCGGUGGGCCAGAAUGUGGUGACGAUGGAGUUUCAGAGACAGAAGGCGAAGGAGCUUCAGGAGUAUUUUAAGCAGAAGAAACUUGAAGAAGCUAAUCAAGGCCCUUUCUUUGGGUUUAUCGGCAAAAAUGAAAUCUCCAAUGGCAGAUGGGCGAUGUUCGGAUUUGCAGUUGGGAUGUUAACGGAGUAUGCAACAGGAUCAGACUUUGUUGAUCAAGUGAAAAUCCUGCUCUCCAAUUUCGGCAUUGUAGAUUUGGAAUGAGUCUUUUCUCUAUUCCUCUGCAUAUUACAACUUUCAUUUGGAAAUUACUUUUAUUUUACGUAUUCUAUUCAUGUAACUCCUUAUGUUAAAAAAAAGAAAAAAAGAAAUAUAGUUGGUUUUGUAA